Seriola aureovittata is the source of this 7407-nucleotide messenger RNA. It is a transcript of the gene abca4a, whose product is annotated as ATP-binding cassette, sub-family A (ABC1), member 4a. Gene Ontology annotation, molecular function: lipid carrier activity; ABC-type transporter activity; ATP hydrolysis activity. Gene Ontology annotation, cellular component: membrane; intracellular membrane-bounded organelle. Gene Ontology annotation, biological process: lipid transport; transmembrane transport. NCBI's taxonomy places the organism in Eukaryota, Metazoa, Chordata, Actinopteri, Carangiformes, Carangidae. The transcript has 49 exons. The record is from RefSeq and is a predicted model, not a curated record. Bases 1 to 6909 code for a protein of 2302 amino acids.
AUGGGGGCAGGAAGACAGGUCAAACUCCUGCUGUGGAAGAACUGGACCGUCCGCAGGAGGCAGAGGAUACGCUUCUUUAUGGAGAUCAUGUGGCCUGUUAUACUGUUUAUGGGACUGGUGUGGCUAAGAAGGGUGAAUCCACUCUACCGUCAACAUGAAUGCCACUUCCCCAACAAGGCCAUGCCCUCCACAGGGGUCCUGCCAUGGAUCCAGGGAAUCUUCUGUAAUGCCAACAACCCUUGUUUCCAGUACCCCACCCGUGGUGAAUCUCCUGGCCUUGUGUCCAACUACAACAACUCCAUAUUGGCUCGGUUCUACUCAGAUGCCCAGGAGCUUCUUUUUAGCGAUCCGCAGUUUAUCCAGCUCGGUCGCCUCUGGAGGGAACUGAAUGCCAUGAGUAACUUCAUGGAUACUCUGCGCAUCCAUCCUGAACACAUCUCAGGCCGAGGGGUAAAAGUGGAGACUAUCCUGAAGGACGAUGAAACUCUGACAUCAUUCCUGCUGAGAGACGUUCCUCUGACAGAGUCUGUGGUGAAUCAUUUAGUCAAUGCUCAAAUCAGGCCCGAACAGUUUGCCUUUGGGGUCCCAGACUUGCAUUUAAAAGACAUCGCCUGCAACCUGAACUUGCUGGAGCGAUUCCUUAUUUUCCCCAGCCGUCGUGGACUCUAUGCUGUUCGCAAUGCCAUGUGUAUCCUUACCCCACAACGGCUGCAGAUCAUCGAGGACAAAUUCUACGCCAAUGUCGACUUCUUCAAGCUCUUCCGGCUGCUUCCUCUUGUUCUGGAUAAUCACUCUGGAGGCAUUGACAUUCACUUCUGGGUACGGGUCGUCUCUGCCUCCUCAGACAAACUGCGCGAGUUGUUCCAGAGAAAUAGCUCCAGGGAGCUUCUCCAGGUUGUGACUCCUCUCUUCCAGAACAAUCUGUCCUUCAGGCAGGUGAUGGCAGCUGCCUCCCGCCUGGUCUGUGGCUACACCGAGGGGGCUUUCUCUCGAGUCACUUCCUUUAAUUGGUACGAGGACAAUAACUACAAAGCCUUCCUUGGAAUCAGCAGUGGCAGUGCACAGGGCCACUACACGUACGACAACAGCACCACUCCUUUCUGCAAUGAUCUGAUGAGAGAACUGGAGUCCAACCCUGCCACCAGGAUUGUGUGGAACUCUGUCAAGCCCAUGCUGAUGGGACAGAUCCUCUACGCCCCCGACUCCCCAGCUGUCAGGCAGAUUAUACGAAAUGCUAACACUACAUUUGAGGAGCUGGAGAGGCUGAGGACCAUGGGGAAGGCCUGGGAGGAAGUGGCUCCUCAGAUCUGGGCUUUUUUCCAAGAUGGAAUCCAAGUCAAGAUGAUCCGGGACACCAUCUGUAAUCCAUCAGUGAUGGAUUUCAUUGACAGGAGUCUAGAGGAGGCGCCGUUCUCCUCCAAACACAUCCUCAACUUCCUGUACAAUGGCCCACCAGAGGACCGUCCAGAUGACGUGCCUGAUUUUGACUGGCGAGACAUCUUCAACCUCACUGACCGUGUCAUUCGGAUGCUCAACCAAUAUGGGGAUUGUGUCAUCCUGGAUAAGUUUGUGGCUCUGCCUGAUGAAGAUGCCAUCACUCAUCAGGCUUUGGACCUUUUGGAGGACAGCAAGUUCUGGGCAGGUCUUGUCUUUGUGAAUAUGUACCCUUGGACCACCAAGGUGCCGCCUCAUGUGAAGUUCAAGAUCCGUAUGGAUAUUGAUGCAGUGGAACGCACCAAUAAGGUCAAAGACAGGUACUGGGAUCCUGGCCCCAGAGCUGAUCCUAUGGAUGACCUCCGCUAUGUUUGGGGCGGCUUUGCUUACCUUCAGGACAUAAUAGAGCAUGGGAUCAUCAAGACUCACACAAGAAAGGAGUGGCCCCUGGGUGUUUACCUUCAGCAGAUGCCCUACCCUUGUUAUGUGGAUGAUCUAUUCAUGCUGACACUGAACCGCUGUUUCCCCAUCUUCAUGGUACUGGCCUGGGUCUACUCUGUGUCCAUGAUAGUCAAGAGUAUAGUUCUAGAGAAGGAACUCCGUCUGAAGGAGACCCUGAAGGCCAUGGGCGUCACCAAUGGUGUCAUCUGGUCCACGUGGUUUAUUGACAGCUUCAUCAUGAUGGGCACUAGCACCGCUCUCCUCACCGCCAUCAUCAUGGGAGGGAGGGUACUGAACUACAGCAAUCCCAUCAUCCUCUUCCUCUUUCUUCUCACCUUCACUGUGGCUACCAUUAUGCAAUGCUUCCUCCUCAGCGUCUUUUUCAACCACGCCAACCUGGCAGCAGCCUGCUGCGGCAUUGUUUACUUUACCCUUUACCUUCCACACAUCUUCUUCUUCGCCUGGCAGGACCACAUCACCAAAGACAUGAAGAUCCUGGUGAGUCUGCUGUCCCAAGUGGCGUUUGGCUUUGGGACAGAGUACCUGUCGAGGUACGAAGAGCAGGGUCUGGGUCUGCAGUGGGACAAUAUCCAGACUAGCCCUCUGGAGGGGGACGAGUUCUCCUUCCUCACCUCCAUCUGCAUGAUGAGCCUGGACACUGUACUGUAUGCUGUGCUGGCCUGGUACCUGGACAAUGUCUUCCCUGGACAGUAUGGAAUUGGUCGACCAUUUUACUUCCCCCUCCUCCCCUGUUAUUGGCUCAACACUGUGACUCCAGCUUGCAACAACACACUUGAGUUGGAGAAAAAAGGCUUUGAUAACCUGGCAAACAAGGAGCAAGGAGAGCAGCAGAAAAAAGAGGAGGAAGAAAACGAAGAACAGGAGAAAAACCAGGAGAAACCCAAGACCCUGGAGGAGACCGCCUCAUGUGAACACCAGGAUCAGCGGGAAAGGCUGGGGAAGGGGAACCAGGCUGAGGGUCAGGAGAACCAGGAGAAAGAUGGCCAGGCAUUCUUUGAGGCAGAACCAGCUGACCUGGUGAAGGGUGUUUGUAUCCAGGACCUGGUCAAGGUGUUCAGCAACAGCCUCAGACCGGCAGUGGACGGCCUCAGCAUCAGUUUUUACGAGAGCCAGAUUACUGCCUUUCUGGGCCACAAUGGGGCUGGGAAGACCACCACCAUGUCUAUUUUGACUGGUAUGUUCCCUCCCACCUCGGGAACAGCAGCCAUUUAUGGCAAGGACAUCCGCACAGACAUGGAUACCAUCCGCCUGUCUCUGGGAAUGUGCCCUCAACACAACAUCCUUUUUCAGCAUAUGACUGUGGCCGAACAUAUCCUGUUCUACUCACUGAUGAAAGGCCGUCCGAUAGCGGAGGCUGAGGAAGAGGUGGAGAACAUGCUGCAGGAUCUGGGUCUGCCUCACAAGAGAGAUGAACUGACCCAGAACCUUUCAGGAGGCAUGCAGAGGAAGCUGUCGGUCGCCUUGGCGUUUGUUGGUGGGGCUAAGGUGGUGAUCCUGGAUGAGCCCACUUCAGGGGUGGACCCCUACUCCAGACGCUCCAUUUGGGACCUGUUGCUGAAAUACCGUUCAGGGCGAACAGUGAUAAUGUCCACCCACCACAUGGACGAGGCCGACCUGCUGAGUGACCGGGUGGCUAUCAUUUCACAGGGUCGCCUCUACUGCUGCGGCUCCCCAAUCUUCCUCAAGAACUGCUUUGGUGCUGGUUUCUACCUCACUCUUGUACGACGAAUGAAACAUGACACUCCCAAGGCUAGCUGCGACUGUAAAGAGGAUUGCUCCUGUAAAUGCUCCACAUGCUCAAAGUUUAAAGCGAACACGGAGGAGAGCCAGGCUGCGGACAGGCAGAUGGACGGUAACAUGGAAAGCAUCAGUGCCCUGGUCCAUCAUCACGUGCCGCAGGCUCGUCUGAUCGAGGCCAUUGGCCAGGAGUUGACCUAUCUGCUUCCCAACCGUAACUUCCAGCCCAGGGCCUAUGCCAGCCUCUUCAGAGAGCUGGAGGAAACCCUGGUGGACAUCGGCCUCAGCAGCUUCGGUGUGUCCGACACAUCGCUGGAAGAGAUCUUCCUAAAGGUCACUGCUGAUGGGAAUGCAACCAACAGAAAGUGUAUACAAGAGACAGACGGAGCUUUUCACGCCAAUGGCCAGGGUCCAUGUGAUGUCCUAGAAGGUGGUGCAGGCAGGGGAUCCUACCAGGUGAGAGGCCUGUGUCUGACAGUCAAACAGUUCUUCGCUCUGCUGAUCAAGAGGCUGCAUCACGCCACCCGCUCCUACAAAGACUUCUUCGCCCAGAUUGUGCUGCCGGCCAGUUUUGUUUUCCUGGCACUGACAUUCACUCUGAUAGUUCCACCCUUUGGAGAGUAUCCGAGUUUGACCCUCAGUCCCUGGAUGUAUGGACGACAGUACACCUUCUUCAGUAAUGAACGUCCUAUGGAUGCUCAGAUGAGAUACUUUGGUGAGGUGUUGCUGGACAAGCCUGGCUUUGGGACCCGCUGCAUGGUGGAUGAACCACUGGAAGAUUUCCCAUGUAACAACAUCACCACGGAGUGGGAGAUGCCCCUGGUUAACCCCGCUCUGAUAGAUAUGCUGGCUGGUCCAGAGUGGAACUCUCUCAGACCGUCUCCAGUCUGUCAGUGCAGCACACCCACAAAACUCACUAUGCUGCCUGUGUGCCCUGAGGGAGCUGGAGGCCUGCCACCUCCACAGAGGAUUCAGUCAACAGGAGAUGUUCUCAUGGACCUAACAGGCAGGAACAUCUCCGACUACCUGGUGAAAACCUACCCCACCCUCAUCAGAACCAGCUUGAAGAGCAAAUAUUGGGUGAAUGAACAAAGGUAUGGAGGUAUAUCAGUAGGAGGGCAACUUCCUGUUUUAGGGCUGCAGCCAAAGACCAUCCAAGAUGUAGCAGCGCAGCUGGGACGACUGCUCAAUGUCACUGGGGGCAAAUACUCUGAACAAACGCUGAAGGACAUAGGGACGUUCCUCAGGUACAUGGAGACUCCUAACAAUGUCAAGGUGUGGUACAACAAUAAGGGCUGGCAUGCUAUGGUAUCUUUCAUGAACGUGGCCAACAACGCCAUCCUCCGUGCAAACCUGGCCAAAGAAGCAAACCUGGAUGAAUAUGGAAUCACUGCCAUUAACCAUCCCCUGAACCUCACCAAAGAACAACUCUCUGAGAUCACUGUUCUGACCACCUCAGUGGAUGCAGUGGUGGCCAUCUGCGUCAUCUUCGCCAUGUCCUUCGUCCCGGCAAGCUUCGUCCUCUAUCUCAUCCAGGAGAGGGUCACCCAGGCCAAGCACCUGCAGUUUGUCAGUGGUGUCAGUCCACUGGUCUACUGGAUGGCCAACUUCCUCUGGGACAUGGUGAAUUACUCCAUCAGUGCAGCGAUGGUGGUGGAAAUUUUCAUCUUUUUCGAUAAGAAAUGCUACACCUCACCAACCAACCUUCAACCACUUAUUGCCCUACUUAUGCUUUAUGGCUGGUCUGUGACACCCAUGAUGUACCCCAUGUCCUACAUAUUCAGCAUUCCCAGCACAGCCUACGUCUCUCUGUCAUGUAUUAACCUCUUCAUUGGCAUCAACAGCAGCGCCAUCACCUUCAUCCUGGACCUUUUUGAGGGAACCACAGCUCUGUACAAGUUCAAUCAGCUUUUAAAGACCGUAAUGCUCAUCUUCCCCCAUUACUGCCUGGGACGAGGUCUCAUAGACAUGGCCAUGAACCAGGCUGUGACUGACAUCUACGCUCGCUUUGGUGAGGAUUACAGUCCAGACCCCUAUAACUGGGAUUUUAUUGGGAAGAACCUGUUCUGCAUGGCUGUUGAAGGAUUCAUCUAUUUCCUCCUUAACAUUCUCUUCCAGUAUCGCUUCUUCUUGAAUCAGUGGAUAUCAGAUUGCCCAAAGCCUUCUAUUUUAGAUGAAGAUGCAGAUGUGGCUAAAGAAAGAGAGCACAUCUACCGGAGUGGAAAAACAAAUGAUAUUUUACGCAUUAGAGACCUGUCCAAAACGUACAUAGGAACAGUCACCCCUGCAGUGGACCGAAUCUGUGUUGGAGUAUCACCUGGAGAGUGCUUUGGUCUCCUGGGGGUAAACGGAGCAGGAAAGACCACCACAUUCAAGAUGUUGACAGGCGACAUUGACGUCACCUCAGGAGAAGCCUCAGUUUCUGGUCACAGCAUUUUAACCAACAUCCUGGACGUUCACCAGAACAUGGGAUAUUGCCCGCAGUUUGACGCCAUAGAUGAGUUGCUGACAGGUAGAGAACAUCUACACCUUUACGCUCGCCUCCGUGGAGUCCCAGAGUCUGAGAUCAGCAGGGUUGCAGAGUGGGCCAUCCAGAAGCUGGGUCUCUCAGAAUAUGCAGGUCAGAGCGCUGGGACCUACAGUGGAGGAAACAAGAGGAAACUCUCCACGGCCAUUGCCAUGAUUGGCUGCCCUGCUCUGGUGCUGCUGGAUGAGCCCACCACAGGUAUGGACCCUCUCUCCAGACGCUUCCUCUGGAACUCCAUUAUGAGCAUUAUUCAGGACAGACGAGCUGUGGUUCUCACCUCACACAGCAUGGAGGAAUGUGAGGCACUGUGCACUCGUUUAGCCAUUAUGGUUAAUGGAUCCUUCAAGUGUUUGGGAACCAUUCAGCAUCUCAAAUACAAAUUUGGUGAUGGCUACGUGGUGACCAUGAAGAUCAGGGCGGCUAAACCCGGUUGCGCCCCGGACCUGAACCCUGCUGAAGCGUUCAUGGAGAGCACCUUCCCUGGCUGCAUCCAGAGAGAGAAACACUACAACACUCUGCAGUAUAAGAUCUCCUCCUCCUCACUGGCUAGGAUCUUUCAAAUGGUCCUGGCUAACAAAGACAAGCUAAACAUAGAGGACUACUCAGUGUCACAGACCACUCUUGACCAGGUGUUUGUGAAUUUCGCCAAGCAACAGUCAAGAGAAGAUGACACUAUUGUGUUGCAUCCAAAAGCAGCUGGGGCACAACGAUACAUUGACAACACACCCAUCAAGUGUUUGGGGAAGUGAACUUACCUCAUUGAGCUCAACUGGAAGAGAGUCGUUGGUUUUCAUUUCACUGUAGCGUCAUCUCAAAGUCCCAGCCCUGGCCUCAUAGACACGAGCAACUGAUGCAUGAAUCUGGUUGGGAUACUGAAAGUCAUGAAGGAUGAAUUUGAUUUGUCCUCCAUCUUUGGGUGAAAGUAGGCUGUGUUUCUCAUCCACAAUUGGACACUCGUUUGGAAUGGAGCAGCCCACGCUAAUCUGCUGUGUUGUAUUAGGCCUUGAAACACAGUCUGUGAAGGACAUGUCAUGCUUGACUGAUGGUUUGACAUGUGACAACACUGCACAUGCUCUCCUUUGCUCUCCAGUAAACAGGGUUAGUGGGCUUUGAAUUUGAAAGUGUGGAGCAUUUGUGUGCCUGCUACAUGUUCCACUUCCUGCUCACCUUGUAGGCCUUGCAAACUCAAUGAAACUGAGCUUUAGAUGUAUGACAAGGACCAGGACUUUGAGAGAUGAAACGUCAAA